AUGGGGCUCGUCGGCGGAUUAGAGUGCAUGGCGCUUUCGGAUCACCGCGGCGGCAAACAACGGCCUGAACUGUCUGUCCAAGGACAGCGGCGCAAACCCAUCCACAGCAUGAAAGGCUGGGUUUUGGUGGGACGGAUGAGGGGAAAUAUGUGCGCUACCUUGCCGGGAAACGGAAAACGGAUGGGCGACAUGGAUCUUUUUGGGGCAUUUCUGCGGGUUGACCCCAGUCAGCGUGGCAGCUUCAAGACUUGA
Molecule: messenger RNA, 252 nt
Organism: Pyricularia grisea
Lineage: Eukaryota; Fungi; Ascomycota; Sordariomycetes; Magnaporthales; Pyriculariaceae
Exons: 3
Coding region: 1-252 (83 amino acids)
Source: RefSeq, a predicted model, not a curated record